AUGUCCCUGGGAUAUGCUGGCGGCGCGAGCCAGCCAUGCACGAAGAAGUCCCGCUGGCGCAAAGACCGCAUGGUGGACUCGGAGCCGAGCAGGGUUCUGUCGCUCAAGACUAUUUCGGCCGGUAAUCAGGCGGCGGAGCAAGCGUUCCUGGGGCUCCAUGGCCGGAAGUCUAACUUCAACCUCUUGGAGAGUGCUGCAGACAGUGUUUAUUCUUCCGUCCUUGACGGCAAUGCGCACUACUACAAGGCGCUUGUUGCUGAUGCUGGGGACUUCUCCACCUACCAGGCGCUUCUCUCUGAGCUGGAGUACAAGCCUGCCUGGAUGAGUGGCGGCCUCCCGUUGCACAGGCCUACAGCUCUGGGCUCCGAGUCGCAGUUGCGGCAGUCACCGACUUACGAGCGGGUAGUGCGUUUCUUGGCCGGCUACUUCGGCGUCGAGCCGAUCCGGUCGUUAGUUAACCACUACAGAUCGGGGGAGGACUUCACAUCCUUCCAUUCAGACCAGUACUUUUCUGGUGUGAACAUGACCAUCGGCGCUUCCUUCGGGGAGGAGCGCGCGCUGGUUUUUGAGCACCGUGAAACCAAGGAGCAGUUCAGCUUCCCGCAACACAACGGUGAUGUCUUUGCCUUCACGGACUCAGUGAACCGCCUUUUCGUCCAUGGCAUCCCACGAGAGCGUAGAGCACGCUCCACAACAGCCUGUGGCCACACACCGGGGCGCAUCUCCGUAAUUGUUUGGGGGCGCAGAGAUCAGGAGCUUUGGAAGACCCAGGCCCAGACUCUGCCGCUCACUUUGCAGUCCCUCAACGUUCUAGAGUACGAUCCCAGUCAGGACGUGGAGAAGGCCGAGGGCGCGCAGACAGAUCCUGCCACUGUGUUAGGGCGCUGGCAGAAAGAUGAUCCAUCAUCACAUCAAGGUCGUGGGAGGACCCUUGAUGCCGGAGCUGCGCGACCAGGCAGGCUCUGGCCACGAGCCAGCCAGUCUGAAGCCUGA
Molecule: messenger RNA, 993 nt
Organism: Symbiodinium natans
Lineage: Eukaryota; Dinophyceae; Suessiales; Symbiodiniaceae
Source: the annotation of a GenBank genome assembly